CCGGAGGUCCUCCCCCGCCCCCCCGCUGGCCCUCCGCGAAAUAACAGGGGGCGAAUUCUCCUACCGGCCCCCUCUUUCAUUCUCCUUCCCUCUCCGAGCCUGACCGAGCCUUUUCCCCCCGCUCCUCGGUCCUCCCUGCCCCGCCAUGGACAGAGGGUCGCUGCUGACCGUGAGUCUGCUGUGCUGGAGCUGCGGUGCGGUCACCGCCAUCCGCCGGGCUGACCUCUUCCCCUUUGGGACCUCAAGCGGGGACUCUCUCCUGGCGGAAGGAGACGAUGAGACGUCCAAAGUGCUGAUCCUGCCAAAACCUUUUUACUUUUAUAACUCCCAGUUCUCCCUGUUAUACGUGGCCACCAACGGAAUCGUAUCAGCCCAGGACCUGCCGAUGGAAAAGCAGUACGUAGACGAUGGUUUCCCCACGGAUUUCCCUGUUGUGGCGCCGUUCCUGGCUGACAUCGACACCAGCGGCGGGCGGGGGCAGAUUUAUUACCGGGUGACGGAAACUCCCAGCGUGCUCAACAGACUAACAUGGGAGGUUUCUCGCGGGUUCCCCGAUGCCAAGUUUACCCCCACGCACGCCGUUGUUGCCACUUGGGAGAACGUCGCCGCGUACGAGGAGCCGUCGCGAAGCUCCGGGUCUUCAAACCGAGUCAAUACAUUCCAAGCAGUGAUCGCUUACGAUGAGACCGACUCCUACGUUCUCUUCCUGUACCCUGAAGAUGGUCUAAACUUCUUUGGGACGAGACCUAAGGAGUCGUAUAAUGUUGAGAUUGAGCUUCCAGCUAGAGUUGGAUUCAGCAGAGGAGAGGUGACGUAUUUUUUCUUCUCCCGAAGUGAAGGACCCUCUUACAGUGUAACCAGUGAUGAGCAGAGUGUUAAAAACCUCAACCGGGUUGGUAACACUGGGACUCCAGGUCUUUGGCUUUUCCACACUGGACACCGCUACUCCUUUGACAAUGUGAUCCCUGCGUCCGUUGGCGGACCCAUUGUCACUGCGCCCCCCAGAAGAUUUGUCCCGGACACCACAACUCCUGAGUAUGAAGUUAUAUACACCUUAGGCCCUGAAAUCCACGAAGAUGAUGAAUAUUCACUGACAGGCAGGGGUCCCGCUGCAAGUAAUCACUUCCAGUACCUCCAGCCUGGAAGUCCAGAGCCUUCCUAUUCUCCUCCAGAGGACUCAGGUCAUCAGGUUCUGCUGGGUUCUGAACCCAGGUAUGGACCAGAGCCAGCAGGGAGGCAAUACGCUCCUCCUGAACAGCCACAGAGAGUCUUGGAGGGAGGUGCUCGACAGGGCCAGGAGCAGAUACCACAGCUCCCCCUAGAGGUGGUAGAUUUGUACCCCCCUGAUAGAAAUACACCUGGCGGUUACGUGGUCAACGUGGAGGAAGACGACGUUCAUUUUGACACUAGAGUUAUUCAAUACACCACAGAUAAUAAAGAAACCUGUGCCAGAUUCCAACAGCAGUGCUCCCAGAAUGCAUUUUGCUCCGACUACGCCACAGGCUUUUGCUGCCACUGCCAACCUGGCUUCUAUGGAAACGGGCGUGACUGUCUCCCUGAAGGUGCCCCCCAGCGCGUCAGCGGUAAGGUGAGCGGAACUGUGAGCGUGCAGUCAACUCCAGUCACACUAAACAACAUCGAUCUUCAUGCCUACAUAGUGGUCGGAGAUGGGAGAGCUUACAGCGCCAUCAGUGAGGUACCUGAACCUCUGGGUUGGGCCCUGAUGCCAGUUUCACCAAUAGGGGAGCUCUUUGGAUGGCUGUUUGCUUUGGAGUUGCCCAAUAGCCAAGCAGGAUUCAAGAGCACAGGUGCCAAGUUCACUCGCCAUGCGGAGGUACAAUUUUACCCUGGGAACCACCGCCUGUCAAUUCUGCAGACAGGGCGGGGUCUGGACGAGCACAAUCUCCUCAACGUGGAUACUGUUGUCAGUGGCAACGUGCCAUUUAUCCCACCUGAAGCUGAAAUCACCGUGGAGCCCUUCAAGGAGACCUAUCAGUACUAUCCUUCUGUUGUGACUUCAACCUCUGCCAGAGAAAUUAAGGUGGUUUCAGCGAGUCGCGGGGCAGAGUCCUACUCCUUAAACCUGAAACAGAACAUCACUUAUCGUGAGUGUCGCCAUGACAACCGCGCCAGCAAUCCAGAGACCCUGCAGAUCACCAUGGAAAGGGUGUUUGUGAUGUACGACAAGGAUGAGCGGAUCCUGAGAUAUGCUGUCACCAACAAGAUCGGCCCAGUUGGAGCUGACCCUGUGGCGCCAGAACUGAUCAAUCCUUGCUACUCUGGAAACCACGACUGUGACACCACAGCCAUGUGCAUCCCUCAAGAGGACCAGAACUACGAGUGUCAGUGCGCCACUGGCUAUGGAGGGGACGGACGCAACUGUUACGACAUAGAUGAAUGCGCUGAGGGUGUGAGCUCGUGCGGCGAGCAUUCGGAGUGUCUGAACCUUCCUGGUAGCCAUCGCUGCCUUUGCAGCAGAGGCUUUGAGUUCGCCUACGACGGGCGGACCUGUGUCGAUAUCGAUGAGUGCAGCUCUUCUCCGUGUCACAUCAAUGCCAGAUGCAUCAACGAGCUGGGAUCCUUCCAGUGUCUGUGUCAGCCUGGAUUUACUGGAGAUGGCUUCUUCUGCUCCCAACAGGAAGAUCUUCCAGCGCGUCCUAAAACGCGAUGUGAACAUCACAGAGAGAGCGUGCAGAGGACCACAGAGGAGGGAGCCCCUUUACUUGGAGUCUAUGUACCACAAUGUGAUGAAAGUGGGAAGUAUUUACCUCAGCAGUGCCAUGACUCUACUGGAUACUGUUGGUGUGUGGACAGUACCGGACAGGAAAGAACCGGAACCAGGACGCCACCUGGUUCAGCGCUUGUAGACUGCAGCAGAACAGAUGAACAACCGCAUUAUAAGACUCGAUGCGAACGCCACAGAGAACAUGUGUUGGCCUCUGAGCGAGAGGACCGCCCCUCAGUCGGCGCCUAUGUACCACAGUGUGACCAAAACGGGGAGUAUGUACCUCAGCAGUGCCAUACUUCUACUGGAUACUGCUGGUGUGUGGACGGGAUGGGACAAGAACGAAGCGGAACCAGGUCCGCGCCUGGUUCACCGUCUAUGGACUGCAGCAAACCAGAUGAAGCCCUCCAGCCGAAGACUCCCUGCGAGCGGCUCAGAGAAAGUGUGCUGGCCAGCAGUGCAGGUGGAAGGCCCUUAGCUGGAGCGUACGCACCGCAGUGUGAUGAAGAUGGACACUAUGUACCACGUCAGUGUCACGGCUCCAGUGGAUACUGCUGGUGUGUGGACAGUAGUGGACAGGAGAGACCAGGAACCAGGACCUCACCUGGUGCACCGUCUGUAGAUUGCAGCAGAGCAGAAGAACCUGAAGCCCCUAAAACCGAAUGUGAGCUGCUCAGAGAGCGCGCCAUGGCUUCAAGUCCAGAAGCAGUCCCUGCAGCAGGACGGUUUGUCCCCCAGUGCGACGCAGAAGGCCGGUAUCUGUCCCAACAGUGCCACGGUUCUACCGGACACUGCUGGUGCGUUGACAGCAGGGGACAGGAGCGGCCGGGAACCAGGACUCCACCUGGAGUCGCACAAGUAGACUGUUAUCAAAGACCAGAGCCAGAGCCUCCAUACACUCGCCCUGAAAGCGUGUGUGAACGAUGGAGGGCCAGUUUGAUGGAGCACUACGGCGGCAAACCCCAGCCGCAGCAGUAUUUACCUCAGUGCCGGUCGGACGGAGAGUUCAGUCCGGUUCAGUGCUACGGGGAAACCACGUACUGCUGGUGUGUGGACCAGGACGGACGGGAGAUUGAUGGGACUCGAUCUCAUGAUGCGGUCAAGCCUGCAUGUCUCUCAUCAGUGGCCCCACCCACAGUUCUUCCAUUGCCCCGCCCAGAUGUGACUCCUCCUACAAAUGCUGAUGUGACGUUGCUUUACGCUCAGGGACAGAAAAUUGACGCCCUUCCUCUGAACGGGACCAAGCUUCAUGCGAACGGCUCCAAGACGCUGUUGACUCUACAUGGUUCUAUUGUUGUCGGCAUCGCCUACGACUGCAGAGAAAAUCAAGUUUAUUGGACAGACUUGUCUGCAAGAACAAUAAACAGAGCCUCAUUGGUCUCUGGAUCAGAGCCUGAGAUCCUCAUCAGCUCAAAUCUCGAGAGUCCGGAGGGUUUGGCCGUGGACGUCCAGCGUAGGUUGAUGUUUUGGGUCGACUCAUCGCCCGAUAACAUCGAAGUUGCCAACUUGGACGGCAGCGAGAGGCGGACCCUGUUUGACACGGAUUUGGUCAACCCUAGAGCCAUAAUAGUGGUUUCAUCCAAAGGGACUCUGUACUGGACAGACUGGAACCGAGAGGCUCCUAAGAUCGAGUGCUCGACGGUGAACGGCCAGAACCGCAGAGUGGUGGUGUCUGAUGGCGUCGGCCUACCCAACGCGCUCGCCUACGACCACGCGACUGAUCAGGUGUGCUGGGCCGAUGCAGGUACGAAGCGUUUAGAGUGCGUAUCUCCAAACGGCUCCGGCAGGAGAGUGAUCCACCGCAACCUGAACUACCCGUUCAGCAUGGUCUACUACAGAGACCACUUCUACUACACAGACUGGAGGAGGGAUGGCGUGAUUGCAGUGAACAGAGACAGCAACAAGUUGACGGAGGAGUAUCUACCUGACCAGCGCUCGCACCUGUACGGCAUUGCUGUAGCAACCAACCACUGUCUACAAGGGAGCCACUAACCACCAGCCUGCAGCUACGGGGAGGGCGGGGCUAUCGGCGCUUCAGUGGUGGAGGGGGCAAAACCCCCGGACAGAAGGCGGGAGACGGACGGAAGGACUUCCUGCGGUCCAGGAGAGCCGCUCCCCUCCAGUCCCUCUGAAGAUAUAACCCACAGUUCUGUACAUUUGUUUUAUACCUCAUUCCUAAAGUUUUUACUGUAUUUUUUUAUAUUUUGUAUCGAUUAAAAGCCACAAUCGCCUAAAGAUUGUAAACUCUGAGGCCAAACGUCACCGUGUCCACUGCCUGAACUCACCUCUGCACUAACUCCACCCCCUUUUUUUUUUUUAUUGGUUCCAAUUUCAAUAUCCCUUUUCUGCUGAUGAGAUAUUUAUAACAAUAAAAUGUGAUUUGAUACUUGA
Molecule: messenger RNA, 5116 nt
Organism: Oryzias latipes (Japanese medaka)
Lineage: Eukaryota; Metazoa; Chordata; Actinopteri; Beloniformes; Adrianichthyidae
Gene: nid2a
Product: nidogen 2a (osteonidogen)
Biological process (GO): cell-matrix adhesion
Cellular component (GO): basement membrane
Molecular function (GO): calcium ion binding
Source: RefSeq, a predicted model, not a curated record